AUUGAAAAUAUAAAAGAAUUCUCCAUCGAUAUAGUAAAUGAUUAUAUGUUAAACAGUGCAAAUCUUAUUUAAAUUAAAAGGUAAAAAAAAGUAUGCCUUUAAAAGCAGACUAACAAAUUGUUAUUGAAAAUUGCAUGUUAUUGAAAAUGAAAAAUGGGUUCUUGAUAAUAUGGAAGAUCAAUGCAAGUGUGGCAUUUGUUACUUUCUGUUUUUUUUUUUUCAGAUUCUUAUGUUGGGUUGGUUGUUGACGUGAGUGAUUGCUGAUAAAGUUGUGUUCUUGAUGUUUGAAUUGGAUUGUUAUUGAAAAUGAAUUAUGGGCUUUUGAAAUGGGAUAGAUGUAUAUAAGAUUAGUGAGUAUAAGGUUUUAGUUUUUGUUGAUAGAAGCUGUGUUUCCUGAUGACAAGUUCCAAUUGUGGUCCAAGUAUGUUAUUGAGACUGGAAUCUGGUUUUCUGAUUAUUUGAUUGAGGACUCGUAUAGGAUUAGUGAAUGCAGAGGAUAAGAUUUUGUUUGGUGUUUGCUCUCAGUUGUGGGAUUUUUGAUUGCUGAUUUUCUGUUGCUUUGUGGACAGCGUCCUCUUUUCUAUAGCUUCAAGAUGGGACUUCCAUUGGCAAUUAAACGAGCUUUAAAGCUUUCAAAUGUGGCUUACUUAUGCUCACCUGCGUUGCUAGUGUUUCUUCCAGAUCAAUUUAAAAGUGGAGGAACAAUGGGGCAGUUCAUCACUGAGCAGAUCAUUCUGUAUAUUGGGAGCUUUUCUGUGUUUCUCUGUUGGGAAUUGAGUCACCAUUUACACCAGGUACUUAUUUGCACCGCCGAAAGGUUCUGCAGCAGCAGAGACAAAUCCCAGUGAGCCUCUCCUUGCAGCCCUUAAGGAGAGCAUUCCGGAUUCUCUUCCGCAGUAUCUUGCAUAUCUUGAUCUUUGUAUGGUUUGUGAGAAUAAUGUAGAUGAUUGGUGCCGAGCUGCAUUUUUUGAAGAAACUGGUGAGACUUACAAAAAAGUUGUUGCUGCGUGCUUGAGGCCUCAGGAACAGCUUACAUCUAACUUGAGUGAAGUCUUGGAAGGUUGUUAUGUUGAUAAGGCACAUCAAUUAUCCAAUCAAUUGCAGUUGCCAACUGACUCUCAACUGGAUUCAAAACACUAUGAAUCACUAAACAACUUUCAGAAGUAUGCAUGGUGUGCCAAGGCAGUUGCCUCCUUGACUGAACGGUCACAUGAGGAGGAUAGAUUUGGGGUUGCACAACUCAUUGGUAGCAAUGUUGCUGUUCUCUCAACACUUAUCUCUAGCCUGCUUGCUAUUGAAGUUUUCAUGGGGAAGAAGACAAGCUUGCAACCCCAACAUUUGAUGGGGCCAGUUACUAUUAAAUGAAAUACUCCAAGUACAGUACAGGAAGAAGAGAUGUUGCGACAGCAAAAAAGCGAGGUGGUCCUCUACUUGCAAGAACUUGUGCCAUGGCUGAUGUGCUAAGGAACUCAAUCUACGGCAUUGUGUCUGCUUUCCAUGAUGAGAUGCUCACGAGCACCAAAGCAGGUGUUCUUGAGAAGGAUUGGGUUACUAAAAGUAAAUCCCUUUUCAAAACCUAUGAGCUGCUGGUACAGAAACUGCAUCAUUUCCUGGAUUUCCGAGCUAGCUAGCGAGUUACUUGGUUGCUUGUGGUUGGCAUCGUCCAAGUAUUCUUGUGUCAUUUAGGGGAAACAGCAUCAAGGAGAUGAGCUUGUUUGUUGACCUGGAGCUACUCACAAAGCUUUAACAGGUAACUUCAGUUUUGUUCUGGAGGAUAACUGAAAGUGCAACUAUAAAAUCAUGUUGUAUGAUUGGAAACCUCUCAAGGGUUGAGUUGAGAUGCAAAAUGAUUUGAAUCAAAUGGUAGGAGAUGUAAUGGCUACUGAGUGUUUGAUACAAAUAGUUGCACAGGAUAAAUGUGACCUCUGAAAGACAACUAUUUGAACAUAUUUUCAGAAAAAAAAAAAACUACUAAACCUCUGCGGGAAACAUCCUUUUAACCCCA
Populus trichocarpa (black cottonwood) is the source of this 2005-nucleotide messenger RNA. RefSeq lists its product as uncharacterized. Gene Ontology annotation, molecular function: protein-macromolecule adaptor activity. NCBI's taxonomy places the organism in Eukaryota, Viridiplantae, Streptophyta, Magnoliopsida, Malpighiales, Salicaceae. Gene Ontology annotation, cellular component: nuclear pore transmembrane ring. The coding region runs from base 922 to 1365 and encodes 147 amino acids. Gene Ontology annotation, biological process: nuclear pore organization. The record is from RefSeq and is a predicted model, not a curated record. The transcript has 3 exons.